Molecule: messenger RNA, 2233 nt
Organism: Cydia pomonella (codling moth)
Lineage: Eukaryota; Metazoa; Arthropoda; Insecta; Lepidoptera; Tortricidae
Exons: 1
Coding region: 1127-2233 (368 amino acids)
Molecular function (GO): nucleic acid binding; zinc ion binding
Source: RefSeq, a predicted model, not a curated record
GAUAAACAAUCUUGACGUGCCUUUUUAAUAAAAAAACGUUUAAAAAAAUAGUCUUCUUGGUGUGCCAUCAUCUCACGUCGGCGCCCAUCUCUCGGAAUUUACUUAUAUAUAGGUACUUAUGAAACCAAAUUAAUGUAAAUGAUAAUAAAAUAUAUAUAAGUAAAUGUUUCGACGACCGGUCUGGCCUAGUGGGUAGUGACCCUGCCUACGAAGCUGAUGGUCCCGGGUUCAAAUCCUGGUAAGGGCAUUUAUUCGUGUGAUGAGCAUGGAUAUUUGUUCCUGAGUCAUGGGUGUUUUCUAUGUAUUUAAGUAUUUAUAAAUAUUUAUAUAUUAUAUAUAUCGUUGUCUAAGUACCCUCAACGCAAGCCUUAUUGAGCUUACUGUGGGACUUAGUCAAUUUGUGUAAUAAUGUCCUAUAAUAUUUAUUUAUUUAUUAUUUAUUUAUUUAUUUACAUAAUGGAUAUAUACCGAGGUGUUACUAUAAUUAGGUUAAAUCUAAAAUAGGCCCUUGAGGCAUUGUGCAAUCAAGGUAAUAAAUAUCGAUACGGACAAAGUAACAAAAAUAUGUACACACUACCUUAAUGUAUUGGCAUUAAGGUCGCGUAUUGAAUGUAGUUUUAAGUUGCCGCUGUUGCCCAUAAAGUCGUGCAUACAUAUUUUUGGCACUUUGUCCGUAUCGAUAUUUAACACAUUCACUGCAGGGGACCCACCUGGUGGGCGCUCGUGAACUUUGUUCAGAUGCCGGACAACCCGCUGGGCGGGUUGUUUUGUACGCAGCUAUAGACCACCGGUUUCUGGGGUAGUGCGCCGUUUUUUGUCUGGCAGUGAAUGUGUUGACUUUACCAAGGAUGCUGGCGGCGUUUCCAUCUGCAUAUAAAUUGUUACAUACUUCAUGUAAAUUAUUUUUCAAGUUUUUUUUUAUAGACACGUCAGGAUUGUUUACUUUCAAUGCUAAAAGACGGGGUGACGUGUAUGCGCCCGCGCCGCCCCCCACCUCAGUAAUAAACUAGCUUCGCUAUAUACCGGUCGUUGGUCAUUUCGCUCCCCAAGUACUUCCCACUGGCGACGAACGGACGUUACCUUGCGCGUGUGUGUGGUUAUUAUUUAAAAAAUCUGUUUUUAAAUCAUGUCAAAUCUCCUCGGAAGUUUAACCGCGUUUGACCACAAUUCCCAGGAAUGGGAGAUUUUUAAAAGCAGAUUAGUGCAAUAUAUUAAGUUAAAUGCGGUAACGGCGGACAAUGAGUGUGCUUUACUUUUAACUCAUUUAAGUGACGAGACAUACCGACUGGUAAGGAACUUAGUGCAUCCGAAGAAAGUCGAGGAUUCUAAGUUCGAGGAGCUAGUAGCGGUGUUAGAUAAACAAUUAGCACCAAAACGUUGUAUUUUCGUCGAACGGGCGAAAUUUUACGAGGCGACGCGUGACGUUGCAGAAAACAUCGAACAAUGGGCGGCUCGAAUAAGUGGACUUGCUGUACGCUGCGAGUUUGGAGCCCCCUUGGAUGAGCUGCUUAGGGACAGAUUCGUGCUGGGGCUGAGCGUAGGCCCAGAGCGCGACCGGCUGUUCGAGCAGGAUGCUGCCACGUUAACGUUCGCGAAGGCCGUGGAAGUGGCCCAGAAGGCGGCGUAUGCUAGGAGCGCACGUACUACGUCUGUUCCUGCUGCCGUCGUGCAAGUCAAGCAGGAGCCGGUGUACCGGGUGGGUACAAGUCGCCCUGGUACCGGGGGGUCCUCCGACUCUCGACGCUGCUCCGUCUGCGGGCUUAAGAGCCACGACGCAAGUAAAUGUAAAUACAAGAACUACCGCUGCCAGGGAUGUGGACAAAAGGGGCAUCUAAAAAAGGUGUGCAACGCUGAGAAGGCGAAACAGUGUCGUGUUAACUGCAUUCAAGCUGACCUUGAGGGAUCAGCUGAGGCUUCUCAGAGUGCUGAAGGUUGCAAGGAGUGCGAGCUAUUUAAUUUAAGGUACGUUAAUUAUGCACCAAUAUUAUUGGAUGUAGAUCUUAACGGUAAAAAGUUAACAAUGGAACUUGAUUGCGGUUCAGGCGCGAGUGUGAUAAGUGACAAAUUAUAUUAUAAAACGUUUUCGGACACUAAAUUAAAAAAAUGCGAUUUAAAAAUGUGUUUCUACAAUGGUCAUCAAGUCACGCCACUGGGCUAUUUCACUACAAAAAUAACAUAUUUUAAACAAACGCAUGACAUAGAUAUUUAUGUUAUGGAGAUGGUAGUCGUUUAG